AAUUUUUUUUUUUUUUUUUCAAAGUGAUACGAGUUUCGAUGAUUCAUCAAUAUGUUAGUCGCACAAGCUGAUGUACCUGUCCGAAUGGAUUAUAUUAUAACAGAAGGAAGGCCAGAGCUGACAAAUUCAGAUUGGAGGCGACAUCGUCGUAUUGUAAAUCCUACUUUUCGAAACUUACCAUUAAUUGUAUUUGUUGAAUUUGCUGCGAAAUUGUUGGAUAUCAUGGAAAAAGUUGAUAAUAAACCUAUAGAAAUUAGUAAUCUAAUGCGCAGAUUGACUUUAGACGUUCUUGGAAAAAUUUUUAGUACGUAUAAGUAUAUAUAUGUUUAUCUACUUUCCUUUGAAAAAAAAAAUAAAGUUGUUGAGGCUAAUCGUUAA
Molecule: messenger RNA, 378 nt
Organism: Rhizophagus irregularis DAOM 181602=DAOM 197198
Lineage: Eukaryota; Fungi; Glomeromycota; Glomeromycetes; Glomerales; Glomeraceae
Source: RefSeq, a predicted model, not a curated record